Molecule: messenger RNA, 928 nt
Organism: Cercospora beticola
Lineage: Eukaryota; Fungi; Ascomycota; Dothideomycetes; Mycosphaerellales; Mycosphaerellaceae
Biological process (GO): protein folding
Cellular component (GO): cytoplasm; microtubule cytoskeleton
Molecular function (GO): GTPase activity; GTP binding
Source: RefSeq, a predicted model, not a curated record
CUCUUGUUCGACAACUGCUGCAAGUUCGAGAUGCUGUCGAUACUGCGCAAGGCGCGUCUCAAAGACAAGGAGAUGCGGAUUUUGAUGCUUGGUCUUGAUAAUGCAGGCAAGACAACGAUUGUGAAGAAGAUCAUGGAUGAGGAUGUCACGGAAGUCAGUCCAACUCUUGGUUUUAUCAUCAAAACAAUUGACUACGAGGGAUACAAACUAAACAUUUGGGAUGUUGGAGGCCAGAAAACACUUCGAACGUACUGGAAGAACUAUUUCGAAAAGACAGACACUCUCAUCUGGGUUGUUGAUGCCACAGAUAGAGAGCGGCUCGGAGAUUGUAGAGACGAGCUCAAAGGCCUUCUCCUGCAAGAACGUCUUAUGGGAGCGUCUCUGCUCAUUUUCAAGAACAAGAGCGAUAUUGAGGGCUCCAUGACAGAGGACGAGGUUCGACAGGGACUUCAACUGGACAACAUCCGUACACACAAGUGGCACAUCCUGCCUUGCUCGGCCAUGACAGGAUUCAAUCUGCAAACUGGACUUCAAUGGGUCGUGAAGGAUGCGAAGGACAGGCUGUUCCUUUACUGAUGCGAUUGGCGGCGAGAGCAACCCGUGACUGGUGCAGUCAACGGCGGCGAGCGGAGCCAUAUCACAACACACAUGAUCCUCUGCUGGACGCUGAGAAGAGCAAGGAGGUGCGUGAUAUGAGUAAACAUGGCAGCUUUUCCGGCCCUUGACAGGCUUGUGAUGAAAUGAAAAUACGCCAACCUACAUCUAUAUCAAUGGCUCAGCUUCCUUUGUCGCAAGUUUCGCGGCCGAGAGCUCGGCUUGUUCAGCUGCCUCCCGAUCUUCAACGGCCUUUUCGUGCUCUGUCUUGCCAUCGAAUUCCGCCUGAUCAAGCGCAAACCCAUGUGCUGGGGAUGAUGUACCACUCUUUGCA